AUGACAGAAGUCAAGGGCUCCUCCCCUCCUCCACCAGGGGCAGCGGCGAGGAAUAAUAAUAAUACAAGCAACGAGAAGAAGGAACGAGGCAGGAGCAGCAGGAGGGCGUCGUCGCCGGAAGCGGACGACAUCGGCAAGGUGACGGUGCUGGACGUGCUGCGGGUGCUGGGCGGCGUGCUGCUGCUCAACUUCGCGCUGAGCUGGUACAUCACCGGCGAGUCGUUCCUGUGGGGGUGGCGGCCGUGGUUCUCGCGGCCGGACGGGUUGAGGGCUUGGCUGAGAGGACCAGUCCUCCUCACAGACGAUGAGCUCUCCGCCUACGACGGCUCCGACCCCUCGAAGCCCAUCUACCUCGGCCUCAACGGCACCAUCUACGACGUCACUCCCGGCAGGCAUUUCUACGGCCCCGGCGGCGGCUACCACUUCUUCGCGGGCCGCGACGCCGCGCGCGCCUUCGUGACGGGCUGCUUCGACACGGACCUGACGCCCGACCUGCGCGGCGCCGAGGAAAUGUACAUCCCCGUCGACGACCCGGAGGAAGAAGCCGCCCUCACGCCAGACGCCAUCGCGGCCCGCAACGCCCGCGAGUGGGAGGAAGCCCGCAAGAAGGUCGACUCGGUCGUCGAAGGGUGGGCCCACGUCUUCGCCGGCGGCACCGGCAAGGAGUACCUGGCUGUGGGCAAGAUUGUGCGGGAAGAGGGCUGGCUGGAGAAGCUGCCGCGCAGGGAGCUGUGCGAUAAGGCGGCCGAGCUGCGGCCGAAGGGGAGGGUUAAGAAGAAGAAGAGUAAGGGUAAGAAGGAGGAGGGGGGUGGGGGUAAGUAG
Molecule: messenger RNA, 822 nt
Organism: Lasiodiplodia theobromae
Lineage: Eukaryota; Fungi; Ascomycota; Dothideomycetes; Botryosphaeriales; Botryosphaeriaceae
Product: Cytochrome P450
Exons: 3
Coding region: 1-822 (273 amino acids)
Cellular component (GO): membrane; endomembrane system
Source: RefSeq, a predicted model, not a curated record